GCUCUGCCGCUCAGAUCACCAUGUACAGCUUCAUGGGCGGCGGCCUCUUCUGUGCCUGGGUGGGGACCAUCCUCCUGGUGGUGGCCACAGCCACAGACCACUGGAUGCAGUACCGGCUGUCGGGGGCCUUCGCGCACCAGGGCCUGUGGCGGUAUUGCCUGGGCCACAAGUGCUACCUGCAGACUGAGAGCAUCGCGUACUGGAAUGCCACCCGGGCCUUCAUGAUCCUGUCCGCCCUGUGUGCCACCUCCGGCAUCAUCACGGGCAUCCUAGCCUUUGCCCAGCAGUCCAGCCUCAGCCGCCUCUCCCGGCCCUUCUCAGCCGGCAUCAUGUUCUUCGCCUCCACCCUGUUCGUCCUGCUGGCCUUGGCCAUCUACACCGGAGUCACCGUCAGCUUCCUCGGCCGCCGCUUCGGGGACUGGCGCUUUUCCUGGUCCUACAUCCUGGGCUGGGUGGCGCUGCUCAUGACCUUCUUCGCAGGCAUCUUCUACAUGUGCGCCUACCGCAUGCACGAGUGCCGGCGCCUGUCCACCCCGCGCUGAGUCGGCCCUGGCAGCCAGAGGGAGGCCGCUGGAGAGGAGGCGUUGGCGCCCUGCGAUCCAGCUCCUGGGGCGUGAGGAGCUCCACGGGCCCCAGCUGCUGUGUCCUGGGGGAAAGGAAGAGAACAGGGC
Molecule: messenger RNA, 671 nt
Organism: Octodon degus (degu)
Lineage: Eukaryota; Metazoa; Chordata; Mammalia; Rodentia; Octodontidae
Gene: Lim2
Product: lens intrinsic membrane protein 2
Exons: 5
Coding region: 21-542 (173 amino acids)
Cellular component (GO): plasma membrane
Molecular function (GO): structural constituent of eye lens
Source: RefSeq, a predicted model, not a curated record